AAGCCUACCACCACUCCGUGUAUUUCCUAGUACAUGCGCGCCAAUUACUCGAUACAUAUUAAUUAAACGAAAAGGAGGAGAAGGAGAAGGAGGAGGAAAAGGAGGAGGAGGAGGAGGAUGGCUGUUCGUCGUCACGAAGCAAUUCCGUAUGGAUAAUGAGCGGUAGGAUUCCGCUUACCGGUUGUUGAGAAUGCCUACGGCUCGUGCUCGUGUGCUUUUGCUUUUGCUCUUGUGCAUUUGCUCCUCCUAUUCGUCUAUCUUAGUUUCUCUUCAGUGAUGCAAUGCAGAAACUUCGUGAAACUUGAGGAGGACAUAAGGGAAGAAGAAGAAGAAGAAGAAGAAGAAGUAGAAAACCGGCAUGUCAGUCCGCAAGAAACGUUCACUCACUUUCAACCGGUGUAACGACCUCGCAAAACGUAACUCGUCUGCUAAAGAAACCGCAGUGGACGCACGUGUUCUCUUUUUUCGUUCUCUUUCUCUUUUAUUUUCCUUAAAACCCACCAUAAAGUAAUGUAACUAAGAGAACCCAUAUACUUAUAUGGAUAUAUACGCUCUAACACUCGUAAAAACAUGCGAACCGGUGGCUGAAAUGCGAGAAUGCAGAGCACCGAGGGAUUGGUCUCUCCUAGCCCUUCAAAAUACUCGAACGGGAAAAUCUCAUUAUUUGGUGAUAUGCCGAUGUCCAGAUUCAAAUAUACUUGAGGGCCCGAUGAGCCACGAUCAACCAACUUAUGCCAGUGUACCAGGAAUUCGCGUAUAUGGAAUGAUGUGCGUACAAGGAAAUAGAAGAGGCCGACCAUUAAGACAUAUACGUAGUCUUAUGGGUUUCAACAACAAUUUGGAAGAAAAUACCGAACAAUUUUUAUUCGGCGAUGAUGAUAAGCCAGAAUUUCCAUGGGAUAAGGUUGAUCAGUUAAUGAAGACGGCAGUUUGGGAGUGAUUUUCUUCAAUUUCAAUUUUUUACAUUAGCUAUUUAUCUCUAUUUGGAACUUUUAAUUUUAUUCUCUUUCACAAACGAACCCCUCUACUACCUUUCUCUUUCCAAUUCUUUCCUUUAUGCAUAUGUUUUCUUUUUUUCUUUUCUUUUCUAUUUUUUUUUUUUUUUUUUUUUUAACCAAACCAUCCAUAUACACCGCUUCAUAUUUCAUCUCUUUAUUUAUUACGAUAUCAUCCUUUCUCGCGUUUAUACUUUAGCAUGCAUAUACUCGUAUAUUUAUAUUAUUCAUUAAGUUAAAACACCGAGAGGGCUCGAAAUUAUUGGCACAAAAUGAAUUAGAAAGAAAGAAAAAAAGAACAAAAAAAAACAAAAAAUACAGAUCGUAGAUUUUCAUUAUAUUUUCCUUUAUCAUCGUUGUACGUCUCGAUAAAGAGGAUUCAAAUCGACGAUUCGAAAUUUUUAUUGUUUGUCCCAGAAGGUAGAUCUUAAGAAUGCAUGUAAUACGUGAAAGUGUAUACUUACGUAUAUGUAAGUUAUGCUUACACGAUCGAAAAUAUAACGAUUAAUUAUGAGAUAUAUAUAAGUAUAUACAUAGAUUUUUAAACGAAUAGCUUUUUAAUACUAUGCUA
This is a messenger RNA of Polistes canadensis, 1566 nucleotides long. RefSeq lists its product as uncharacterized. The record is from RefSeq and is a predicted model, not a curated record. Lineage: Eukaryota; Metazoa; Arthropoda; Insecta; Hymenoptera; Vespidae. The coding region runs from base 539 to 940 and encodes 133 amino acids. The transcript has 4 exons.